UGCCCUGUUUUUUGGUUUACCUUGUUUACCUGCAUCCAAUGCCGACGUGCCGAAAAAUCCGGAAAAAUGUUACGGCAGAAUCUAUUGGACCAGCUCAAGCAUUUUAUAGAUACGGUUAGCAAAGGGCUCAGCAGUCCCCAGCUGCUGACGAGUCCCAAUCUCAUCAAGCUCGCGCUGAGCUUUCUGGAGGAUCUGCCCGCCACGCGCGACAUCGUAUUCGAGUACUUCGCCCUGCUGGCCGAAAUCAGCGUCCAGCUAUAUGUGUCACCGGAGAUGGUGGACCAAAAAACCGGUAUGCCCAUCUCCCAGGUGAAACAGGGCGGGAAUCGUCAGCAACAGCUCCGAGCAGCGGAGUAUGAGAGCUUCAAUAUUGUUAAAACGGCGCUUCAAAGUCUCGUUUGGAAGGGUCCACCCGCCUGGCCCCCGCUGAUAGCCAACUGGAGUCUGGAGCUUGUGGCAAAGCUAUCCGAUAAGUAUACCCAACGGAGGAUGACCAUCACCGCGAGCUGCAACUACUGGCUGGAGUGCAGUGCCAUGCAUGGCCUUAUGACUCUCAUCAACAGCUGCUUCCGGAAACUGACCCAGCAGGAGGAGGAGGCCUGCGUGGAGAUUAUGCUCAAUGCCUUUCACCGCUUCCCCAUGACCUUUGACUGGAUCGUGGCUCGGCUCGGCGGCUGUUUUCCAUACAAAAUCAUCAUGCAGAUCCUGCAGUGCGGCAUUAAAAGAUUUGUGGAUGACUACCGAUGUCACUUGGACUCGGAAGCGGGGAUUCUAGACUACAUGACGUCCUGCCACGAACAGCAUUUGCGAGCCGCCUUCCGAGAAAUGUUGCGCGAGGGUUUUGCACCCAAAAAGCCACUAGAUGUGGCGGUUGUGCCUUUCCUGCUUAUCACCACCAACUACUCGGAUGCGAUUCUGCAGAGUUUGGUCAAUGUUCUGGUAGAGAUUUAUUCUGAAGAAAUGUGCGAUGUUAUUGUCCAAAAGUCUCCCCUUUGGCUGAGCAACAAGAUGUUUGCCGACAUGCAGCCCACCUUGAACAAUGCCGUUCUCCGGCUUAGCGAACACGGAGCUACGUUACUAAUCACAGCCGCAAAAAUGGCCGAGAGGUUCGUGUGGUGCCAGGACUUUUUGGACAACUCUUUGCAGGAAUUGGAGCAGUGGGUGCUGAAUCAGCGUAACUUUCCUCUGCUAGCCGACCUGGCAUUCGAGGAAACCAAGUACAUGCUAUGGAAAAGUUGCCUCAGCCCUAAUAUCAUUGAACAGCAAACAGCCGUGCGCUUGCUUCUGGUAGUCUCUUCCCAGCACCCACAUAUCUACUACCAGACCAUAUCCCAGCUACUGAGGAAAUCCUAUGGACAAAAUCCCAAUGGAAUUGGCGCACUCAUUCGACUGCUGGGUGGACAAAGCGGCAUGGUGAAUUUUCCCGGCUACACACAGGGCUUUAAAAUGGUCCUCGAGGACAUCACGCUGCAUGUCCAGGUGAACAACCGGCUGCCAGUACCCCCCGGCACGCCUACCGAAGCGUUUAAUACAUUCUCCAACCUCAACAUAUUAGCCAAAAUGCACAAGAGCAAAAAUGUGGCUCCCUAUAUAAAAGCUCCGCAGCUGAACCAGGCCCUCAACGAGUGCCUUCCCAAGAUUAUACAGAUCUUUGACUGUACGGUCAACAAGUUGGUUCUAAGGAUGGACAAGGAUGCGGCGGAAAGAAGUGCGUUGAAGUUUAAGGAGCAGCAAGCGAACAACAACAAUAACCACGUCUACAAUGGAAAGGAAUACGGAAAGCGACCCAAGCUGGAACCGGUGGAAGUAGAGGAGGAGCAGGAUGAAGACGCCUCCCGCAUGCGAUUAGCGCAUCUCAUCGUAGAUUUGCUAAACAACAUUGAAGCUGGCAGCCGAACGAAUGUCCUGCGCACGCCGCUGGUUCUAAAACUAGCCAUGCUCAGCGUCAAGUAUUUCUUUGUAGGCCUCACCGAAAAGACUGUCAUCCGACGAGCAGCAGCUUCGCAUCGUUCGUUUUCAUUGCUGCAGCGUCAGUGCUCCGCGAGAAAAAUUGCCAGAACUGUUUGCCUAAGGGAGUUGGUGGAGGGAGCCCUCUUCUAUCAUGGCCAUUUGCUGGGUCAGCUGGAGGAGUACGAACUGGAUGAGCUGCAGAUUCCGGAGCAGGAGUUGCUCAUUCUGCAAAACCUGCACACCAGUUCUGGCGCCAAUUCGAAUCGUUCUGUGCUGCACUCCGGCAUCAUUGGCCGAGGUCUGCGACCUGUUCUGCCCAACAACAACCGAAGCUGCGACGCUGAAAAACAGGCCUUGUAUCUCAAGGCACUGAAUGCCUGCUGCGCGGAUCUGGAAAAGCCAAACAAUGUGGAAGGCUACUCGCUGGUUUCACUCCUCUUGGUCGAGCUUGUUUCCACGGAUGUCAUGUACAAUGGUCUGCCCUUUCCGGACGAAGAGUUCACCAAGGUCACAAUGGAGCGGGAUAUGCAGAUCCGAAGGGCAUUCAUCACCUCGCCAGUUUUGUGGGCCGUUCUGGGGCUAAUCGCCGGCCACCGUCCUGCACUUUGUUACUCUUCGGUACUCCUAAGAGCACUGUGUGCCACCUGUUUGCAUCAUUGGCGGGGCAAGAAUGUCAACAAGUUCCAACCCACCUCUGCCAAUGACGAGCUUAUGCUGUGCACAAAAAAGCUGUUGCAACUUUUGGCCAUGAGCCAACUGAUCCCGCCACCUCUUACCAGCCUUCAUAUCAUUAUCGAUCACUUUGAAUCAGCCGAGAUUGCCUUGCUCCUGCGCGAGUGCAUCUGGAAUUACCUGAAGGAUCACGUGCCCUCGCCGGCCCUUUUCCAUGUGGAUAACAAUGGUCUCCACUGGCGCAAUACCAGCACCCAGCUGGCCAGAGUACCGCCGCAGUAUGUGGACACAUUGCGGCAUUUAAUGCAGCGGAAGCUCUCUACAUUGGGGAGACACUACCAUCAGAUGUUUAUCAUGGGCGAGUUGGCGGAGAAUAGGAGCGAGCCGGAUCCCACGGCACGAUUGCAAAUCGUGGAACUAGAAUAAGCAGCCGUAGUUAGCUAGCCUAAUCUUUUGUGUGUGCGUGAAUGUGGAUGCCAAUGUGGAUAUGUGGAUAUGGAUGAGAUGGAUUGGAAAGUCUGGAUUGUGGAAUUGUAGAGUGUGCGAUGUGUGCAAACUAAAUGCAGUGUUUGUAUUUGAUCUUUAAUGGGUUCUUUUAUUUUCGAUUCAGUGGUUUGUAAAUUAAAAUCUCAACCUAGGCCUUUUGCAAAUACUGACCAGCAGUUAUUGUACUGACGGCGCCUGAAAAUCGCAUCAGUUAUUAUGUGUGUGUGAUUUAGAAUAUAACGAAGCCAACAACAA
This is a messenger RNA of Drosophila bipectinata, 3363 nucleotides long. RefSeq names its product integrator complex subunit 5 omd (gene omd). The record is from RefSeq and is a predicted model, not a curated record. Gene Ontology annotation, cellular component: integrator complex. Gene Ontology annotation, biological process: snRNA 3'-end processing. NCBI's taxonomy places the organism in Eukaryota, Metazoa, Arthropoda, Insecta, Diptera, Drosophilidae.